GCUCGUCUUUCGCCCUCUUUCCAGCCCUACCCCUCCCUGCCCCUUUUUCAGCACGGCGCCGGCCGCAGCCUGACAGGGACGGGACGGAGCCAAGAUGGCGGCCGCCGACGGCGACGACUCGCUGUACCCCAUCGCGGUGUUGAUAGACGAGCUUCGCAACGAGGAUGUUCAGCUUCGUCUCAACAGCAUCAAGAAACUGUCCACCAUCGCCCUGGCCCUUGGGGUGGAAAGGACCCGCAGCGAGCUCCUGCCCUUCCUGACAGACACCAUCUACGAUGAGGAUGAGGUCCUCUUGGCCCUGGCAGAACAGCUGGGAACCUUCACUACGCUGGUGGGAGGCCCCGAGUACGUGCACUGCCUGCUGCCACCCCUGGAGUCGCUGGCCACGGUGGAAGAGACGGUGGUGCGGGAUAAGGCGGUGGAGUCCUUGCGGGCCAUCUCGCACGAGCACUCACCCUCUGACCUCGAGGCCCACUUCGUGCCGCUGGUGAAGCGGUUGGCGGGCGGCGACUGGUUCACCUCCCGCACCUCCGCUUGCGGCCUCUUCUCUGUCUGCUACCCCCGCGUGUCCAGCGCCGUCAAGGCAGAACUUCGACAGUACUUCCGGAACCUAUGCUCAGAUGACACCCCCAUGGUGCGGCGGGCCGCAGCCUCCAAGCUGGGGGAGUUCGCCAAGGUGCUGGAGCUGGACAAUGUCAAGAGUGAGAUCAUCCCCAUGUUCUCCAACCUGGCCUCUGACGAGCAGGACUCGGUGCGGCUGCUGGCGGUGGAGGCAUGUGUGAACAUCGCCCAGCUACUACCCCAGGAGGAUCUGGAGGCCCUGGUGAUGCCCACUCUGCGCCAGGCUGCUGAGGACAAGUCCUGGCGCGUCCGAUACAUGGUGGCUGACAAGUUCACAGAGCUCCAGAAAGCAGUGGGGCCUGAGAUCACCAAGACAGACCUGGUGCCUGCCUUCCAGAACCUGAUGAAAGACUGUGAGGCCGAGGUGAGGGCCGCAGCCUCCCACAAGGUCAAAGAAUUCUGUGAAAAUCUCUCAGCUGACUGUCGGGAGAAUGUGAUCAUGACCCAGAUCUUACCCUGCAUCAAGGAGCUGGUGUCAGAUGCCAACCAACACGUGAAGUCGGCCCUGGCCUCCGUCAUCAUGGGCCUCUCGCCCAUCCUGGGCAAAGACAACACCAUUGAGCACCUCUUGCCCCUCUUCCUGGCUCAGCUGAAGGAUGAGUGCCCGGAGGUGCGGCUGAACAUCAUCUCCAACCUGGACUGCGUGAAUGAGGUGAUCGGGAUCCGGCAGCUGUCCCAGUCCCUGCUCCCCGCCAUUGUGGAGCUGGCUGAAGACGCCAAGUGGCGAGUGCGGCUGGCCAUCAUUGAGUACAUGCCCCUGCUGGCUGGACAGCUGGGGGUGGAGUUCUUUGAUGAGAAGCUCAACUCCUUGUGCAUGGCCUGGCUUGUGGAUCAUGUCUAUGCCAUCCGUGAGGCGGCCACCAGCAACCUGAAGAAGUUGGUGGAGAAAUUUGGGAAGGAGUGGGCCCAUGCCACUAUCAUCCCCAAGGUCUUGGCCAUGUCUGGGGACCCCAACUACCUGCACCGUAUGACUACGCUCUUCUGCAUCAAUGUGCUGUCUGAGGUCUGUGGGCAGGACAUCACCACCAAGCACAUGCUGCCGACAGUCCUGCGUAUGGCUGGGGACCCUGUCGCCAACGUCCGCUUCAAUGUGGCCAAGUCCCUACAGAAGAUAGGGCCUAUCCUGGACAACAGCACGCUGCAGAGCGAAGUCAAGCCCAUCCUAGAGAAGCUGACCCAGGAUCAGGAUGUGGAUGUCAAAUACUUUGCCCAGGAAGCUCUGACUGGUCACCCGAAUUCUAACUGAUGCAGGGGCCAAAGAGCCCCGGAGAGAGGAGCAGGAGACUUAGUGGAUGGUGGUACGUGUAAGGUUUCACAAAGGAUGUGAUACUGAGUGAAAUUUUGCUCAACAGGGUGGAGGGGAAAUUGGCACUGGGUGGCAAAGUGAUAUUCCUGGCUCAGCCCUCAUGUUACUGAAUCCUUACUGAUUGUUAGGCCCAACUGUUCUGGGGGAUGAGGGGUAGGAGAUCCUGUUCCUCCCAUUAUUCGCUUAUGUUAGUUUCAUAAGAGAAGGACCUGUGGUUUAAGUUUGGUCCCCCACCCUACACCCAACACAAAUGUACCGUACUUUCCUAGGAUAUAAAUACUUGAAGGACUCACUGAGUGAAGAAUUGAUGAGUUUGGGAGGUGGGGCAGUGUGGUCAGCCUGAUGAAUGAAAGUUCAGUUGGCAAUCCACCACUAAUUCCUAAAAGGACAUUCAAAUGAAUGCUCCAUCGUGUUUCAUUUAUAUUUUACUGGAUAACAACCCACCCCCAAAAAUUAGUGAUUUAAAACAAUGAAAAUGUAUUAUUCCUCAUAAUUCUGCAGUCUGAGCUCAGCUCAGUUGGAAGAUUCCUCUGCUCCAUACGGUAUCUACUGGGGCUGGAAUGUUCAAGACAACUUCUUCACCCCCAUGUCUGGGAGUACCACCUCAGCUGAGGCCUGGUACACCAUCUCUCACUGUGGCCUCCCCAGGGUGGCUGGAUCUCUUUAUCUGAUGGCUUAUGGUUCCAGAGCUGUUUCCAAGAGAACAAGUCCCAGUUUACAAGUGCUUUCAAACCUCUGCUUGCAUCACAAGCUGAAACAAGUCACGUGGCCAAGUCCAGAGUCAGUGCAGGAGGUGACCUCGCAAGAUGUGGAAACCUAGAGGUGUGGUUCACUGGGGGAUGCCAAUGUGACAGUCGGCCACACAUGGUCCAGAGAGAAACUUUGGGCUCCAUCUUUGCUCUGCUACAGGCAGGUGGAGGCAUCAACAGCAUAAGGAGACAAGGCCGAUUACAGAGUAUAUCGAGCGUUUGGAGCAAGCUGAAGAUUUAAACUUUAUCCUGGAAGCCAGAGCAGCCACACGGGUUUUUGGUAAAGGACUGACAGUAUCAGAAUUGAAGGGGGAGGCCUGAAGCCAGGAAACCUGGGAGAAUAUGGUCUAAGCAAGAGAGGAGUUUUGAGCUGGAGGCAGGUACCAUGCAGUUGGGGAGGUUGUAGGUAAAAAGGGAAACAAAGCUUCCCAAGGAGACAGAUUGGGACUUGGUGACACUUGGAUAGGGGAGUAAAGGGAAGGAUGCAGUCAUCUUGGCAACCAGGAUUCAAGGCUUCUGAGAUUCACCUGGGAAAGGAGGGUUCCUGCAAACCCACAUGUACUUCAGCAUCUCCAGCCUUUGAACCUCUUCCUGGAAAGCUUUCCCUCCUCGCUUCUUGGGAAACAGAAGUAAUUCAGUACGGAGAGUGGGGAAAGAGGUGGAGUGGCAUAGGGGAGCAUGGAUAAGUGUGUAGGGGCCAGAUCUUGAUGAGCCUCCAAAUACCGGGAAGGGAUUGAAUGUGACCCAGAGGGACCAGAUGGAGUAAGACUUGGCUGGGGGUGGGGGGGGGCAGGGGAUCUUUCCAGGGUCAGAUGAGGUCAGGGUGCCGCGGAGGAGGCUGGGAUGAUGGUCCUGGGGGCAAGGGAAGGAAGGUGGGUCUGGGGCUGAGGAGAGUAUGCAGAGACAUUGAGGAGGUGGCUUUGAGGCCACUUCUGCUUUUCAAACCCACAGGAAGUUACAAGAGAAGCAGCUGGAAGGAAGGUCCUGUUGCUCUUCUCUUUUCAGAUUAAUCAAAACAUGAAGUCUCAACACAUGCCCUGUCAUCAGCCCUCCUGUCUCGAGGAAAUCCCCACUCAAGCCACUCCCUUUAGUUCUUCCCUGUCCAGCUAUGUUUUCCAGAUGAGGACACAGACCCAGAGUGUUUUGGGUGUCUGAUGUGGGCUCUUACGGACUUACCAGAUCAGAACUCAACAAAUCUCUCCCAGAAGAAAAAAAUGCCUUAAUUUCCUCUGGUAGCUUAAGAUCCUUUUAGGGCCCAGCCAAGGACGGAAGCUGGCCCUACAAGCUAGAUGAGAAGAAGCAGGGCAUGGCUGGCCCUAUAGGAAAUUGGAGUCCUAAUCUCUUAACCAUGAUGCAAAAUGUAGAAAUCCAUGGUAGGCUUUUUAAUGAGUUAUUUGGGGCAAAACCUGAUCUGAGCUACUAUAGUAGCAAAACCCCCACUUAGACUUUAAGAGUUUUUAUCCCUCUUGCAUGGAAUACACACCACAGCCAGAAAUAGUGUCUUGGGAAUAUAUGGAAUGUAUUCAAUUAGUAAUCAAAGGACUGUCCACAGAAGUCUGGGCCCAGAUGGCUUCAGUGAAUUCUACCAAAACAUUUAAAGGAUUAAUACCAAUUUUUCACAAACUUUUUCAGAAGUAGAAGAGGAGAGAACACUUCCCAACUCAUUCUGAGGCCAGCAUUAGUGUAAUAUGCCCUAUCAAUAAAAGACAACAUGAUCAUCUCCAUUGAUGCUAAAAAAAAAAAAAAGCAUUUAACAAAAUCCACACUUUUCACGAUAAAAACACUCAAUAAACUAGAAAUAGGAAUUUCCAUAACCUGGUAAAAGGUAUCUACAAAAACCCACACAUAACAUAAUAAUGGUAAAAGAUUGGGUUCUUACCAUAUAAGAUAAGCGAGACAAAAAUACCCACUCCUGCCACUUCUUUUCAGCAUUGUAGUAGUAGUUCAGGGUAAUUAGGCAAAAAAAUAAAAGAAAAGGCAUGCAGAUUGGAAAGGAAGAAGUAGAACUGUAUUUGCGGAUGACAUGAUCAUGUAUAUAGGAAAUCCUAAGGAAUCCACUAAAAAAAAAAAAACAGUAAACAAGUUCAGUAAGAUUGCAGGACACAAAUAUACAAAAAUAAUUUGUAUGUCUGUACAUUGGCAGAUAAUGUUGGUAAGUAAGUGGAGAUACUGGAAUCCUCAUACACUGCCAGUGGGAAUGGAAAAUGGUGCAAUCACUUUGGAAAGCAAUGUGGCAGUUCCACUGAGUUACCAUUUUGCCCACCUAUUGUACUUCUAGGUAUAUACCCAAGAGAAUUGAAAACCUAUGUCCCCAUAAGAACUUAUACACAAAUACUGAUAACAGCAUUCUUCACAAUAGCCAAAAUGUGGAAACUACCCAAAUGUCCAUCAACUGAUGAAAUGUAGUGUAUCCAUAUAAUGGGUAUUAGCCAUGAAAAUGAAUGAAGGAUUGGGGUGCCUGGGUGGCUCAGUCAGUUGAGUGUCUGACUCUUGAUUUUGAUUCAGAUCAUGAUCUUGGGGUCAUGAGAUAGAGCCCUGUGUAGGGCUCCCCGCUCAGCAGGGAGCCUGCUUGAGAUUCUUUCCCUCUGUUCCUCCUCCUGUUCACGCUCUCUCAAAAUAAAUCAUUUAGAAAAAGUGAAGUAUUGAUACAUGCUACAACAUGGAUGGAUUUUGGAAACAUCUCAUGAAAGUAGCCAGACACAAAAGGCCAAGUAUUAUUGUAGGAUUCUGUUUUACUUGUACCUUUGGUAUCAUAUCUGAGAAAUCAUUGCCAAAUCUAAUGUCAUGAAGGUUUUGACCAAUGUUUUAUUCUAAGAGUUUUAGGUCUUUGAUGCAUUUUGAGUUAAUUUUUGUAUAUGGUGUUAGGUAGGAAUCCAACUUCAUUUUUUUGGCCUGUGGGUAUUCAGUUAUCCUAGUACCAUUUCUUGAAUAGCCUUGGCACUCUUAAAAAUCAUUUGACCAUAAAGGCAAGUACCACACUACCUUGAUUACAGGAGCUUUGUUUUGAAAUCAGGAAAGUGAGUUCAGUACAGUAGCUUUGUUCUUUUUCAAGAUUGUUUUGGUUAUUGAGGGUCCCUUAAGAUUCCAUAUGAAGAUUAGGAUGGGUUUUUCUAUUUCUGCAAAAGACAUCAUUGGGGUUUUGAUAGGGAUUGCAUUAAAUCUGUAGAUUGCUUUGGGUAGUAGUGACAUUUUAGCAAUAGUCUUCCCAUCCAUGAACAUGGGAUGCAUUUCCAUUUAUUUUAUAUGUUUAAUUCUUUGAGAAAUGUUUAGUAGUUUUCAUUGUAGAAGUCUUUUACCUUUGGUUAAUUCCUUAUUCUUUUUGAUGCUAUUGUAAAUGAAAUUGUUUUUAUAAUUUCCUUUUCAGAUUGUUCAUUGCUAGCAUAUAAAAAUGCAACUGAUUUUUCUGUUGACUUUUUAUUUUGCUAGUUUGGUGAAUUCAUUUAUUCUAACAGUUUUAUUCUGGAAUUUUUAGGCUUUUCUACAUAGAAGAUUUUAUCAUCUGCAAACAUAAUUUUACUUUUUCCUUUCCAAUUUGGAUGCCUUUUUUUCUUACAGAUUUCCUCUGUUUAGGACUUCUAGUACUGUGUUGAAUAGAAGUGAUGAGAGUGGGCACCAUUGUUCUUAAUCUCAGAGGAAAAGCUUUACUUUAACUCUUGAGUAUGUGAUAAUUGGCUGUGGGCUUUUCAUAUAUAGCCUUUAUUUUGUUGAGGUGCAUUCCUUCUAUACUCAGUUUGUUGAGAGUUUUUAUCAUGAAAGGAUUUUGAAGUUUGUUAAGUGCUUUCUACAGUUACUGACAUGAUCAUCAUUUUUAUCCUUCAUUCUGUUAAUGUGGUCUAUGACAUUUGUUGAUUUGCUUAUGUUGAACCAUCCUUACAUCCCAAGGAUAAAUCUUACUUGAUUAUGGUGUAUGGAACUUUUUAUGUGCUUUUGAAUUGGGUUUGCUAAUAAUUUGUUGAGGAUUUUUGCAUCAGUAUUCAUCAGGUAUAUUGACCUGUAGUUUUGUUUCCUUAUAGUGUCCUUCUCUGGCUUUGGUAUCAGGGUCAUGCUGACCUUGUGAAAUGAGUUUGGGAGUGUUCCCCCCUCUUCAGUUUUUUGGAGGAGUUUUAGAAGAACUGGUGUUAAUUCUUUAAAUGUUUGGUAGAAUUCACGGGUGAAACGAUCUGGACCUGGGCUUUUUUUUGUUGGGUUUUUGAUUGCUUAUUCAGUCUCUUUAUUCGUUAUUGGUCUGUUCAGAUUUUCUGUUUCUUCAUUAUCCAGUCUUGGUAGGCUUGUAUGUAUCUAGGAAUUUAUUUCUUCUAGAUUAUCUGGUUUGUUAGCAUAUUAUUUUUCAUAGUGAUUUCUUAUGAUCCUUUGUAUUUCUGUGGAAUCAGUUGUAAUGUUUCCUCUUUCGUUUACAAUUUUUUUGAGUCCCCCCCCUUUUUUUUUUUUGGUUUGUCUAGCUAACAAUUUGUCAUUUUCUUAAAGAAAAAAAAAACCCUUAGUUUCAGAUUUUUUUUUUCUAUUGUAUUUCUUGUCUCUAUUACAUUUAGUUCUGGUCUACUCCUUAUUAUUUCCUCCCUUCUGUUAAGUCUUAGUUUGUUCUUUUUUUUUUUUUUUUUUUUAGUUUCUUGAGGCAUAAUGUUACAUUGCUUAUAUGAGAUAUUUUUUCUUAAUGUAGGUAUUUAUUACUAUAAUCUUCCUCUUAGAACUGCUUUUGCUGCAUCCUAUAACUUUUGGUAUGUUGUGUUUCCAUUUUCAUUUGUCUCAGUAUACUUUCUGAUUUCCCCUUUUGAUUUUUUUUUGACUUGUUGAUUGUUCAGGAGUGUGUUAAUUUUCACAUUUCUGUGAAUUUCCCAGUUUUCCUCCUUUUACUGAUUUCUAGUUUCAUGCCAUUAUGUUUCAGAAAAAAUACAUGAUAUGAUUUCAGUCUUCUUAAAUUUGUUAAGAUGUGCCUUAUAGCCCAACAUAUGAUAUGCCUUAUAAAAUGCUCCAUGUACGCUUGAAAAGAUUUUAUUCUAGGGCUGUUGGAUGGAAUGUUCUAUAUAUGUCUGUUAGGUCCAUUUGGUCUAUAGUGUUCUUCAUGUCUGCUCUUUCCUUGCUGAUUUUCUGCUGGAUGAUGCAUUAGUGUUGAAAAUGGGGUAUUGAAGUUCCUUACUGUCAUUGUAUUAUUGUCCAUUUUUCCCUUCAGGUCUGUCAGUAUUUGCUUUAAAUACUGGGGUACUCUAAUACUGGGUUAUAUGUAUGUAUAUUUGUUGUAGCCUCUUGAUGAAUUGACCCCUUUAUCACUAUAUGUUGACGUUUUUUGUCUCUUAUGACUGAUAAUGACUGAAAAUCUGUCUUAUCUGAUGUAAGUAUAGCUGCUCUUACUCUCUUUGGUUUCCAUUUGUAUGGAAUAUCUUUUUCCAUUCCUUCACUUUCAGCCUAUGUGCAUCCUUUCUUCUGCUCUAGACUGUUGUUCAAUAUCUGUAGUAAAUUUUUCAGUUCCUUUGUUCUGAUUCUUCAGCUCCAAGAUUUCUGUUUGAUACUUGUAUUUUCUCUUUGUUGAAAUUCUCUUUGUUCAUGCACUGUUCUCCUGACUUGAUUGAGUAACCUGUGAUGGUUAUUUUGAACUCUUUGUCAGGUAAAUCAUAUAUUUACAUUUUAUUAGGGUUGGUUUCUGGAGAUUUAUCUCCUUCCUUUGUUUGAGAUAUGUUUCCCUGUUUCAUCAUUUUCCUUGACUCUGUGUUGGUAUCUGUGCAUUAGGGAAAAAACAGCCACCUGUACCAGUCUUCAUGGACUGGGCUUGUAGAUUUUGGGAGCCUCUCAAAUCUUCACACAGUAGUCCGAACUACUAUCUUUGUUGUAGUGGCCCCAGACAUCUAAAAUAUGCUGAGUCCUGUCAGUCUGAGAGAGGUGAGACAGAAGCCAGUCUUUCAGGCAUCCCCCAGAGAAGUUGGGACUUUGGACAUACAGUCCACUCUUCUCUGCCCAGGGAGAAUGUGGAAUCUAAACUUUUUCUUCUGUUCACACUGCGUUGAGCUGGAAGAGGAGUUACGUUGCCUGCUUAUAUGCUUGUUUAAACCUCUCUUUAUUCCCUUGGCCUCCAGGCAUCUAGAGUAUACCAGGUUCCAUCAGCCCUCUGAGACAGAAGACAAACCAAUCCCUUGGGCAGCCCUUGGAAAAGUUGGAACUUUGGUUGUGUGAUACAGCUCUUUCUUCCCUCAGGGACGCUGGGAGCUGUGCCAGGGGUAGGGAUUAUGGCAAGAGUGUCUCAGAUUUUCCUACCAGCCUCAGUGUGACUGGUUUGACGCUCACCCAGGAUGCAGGAACCUCUCAACUAGUUUAUGGCUUUCAAACAAAAGGAAUGCAUCUGUUUUUUGUUGUUGAAUCACUGUGUCUGUUGGGGAAAGGAGGGUUCUGGGCAUUCUGACACCACCCUCACAGGCACAUUUCCUUGUUUCCAACAGCCUUUGGCUGUUCACUGGUAAGAGAAAUGUAGGUAUAAUGCUUUUCAUUCACCCAGUUUCUGUCAGCCUUGAUAACUCCUCAGUUAUCCUACCGGAAGGAGAAUAAAAACAAACUAGUCAAGCUGUUUGUUUCAGGCCUGCCUCUCACUGCCUGGGUUAACAUCACACACCAACCACAAGACUAAAAUGAAAAUGACAGAAAAUACUAGGCAUGGAUAAAGUUGUGUAUAAACCAGGCGUGUCAUACACUUUUGGUGGGUAUGAAAUUUGUACAAACUUCUUGAAAACUGGCUGUUAUCUCCAAAAGCUGAGUAGAUGUAAACCUGUGACCCAAAAGUUCCUCUAUCAAAUAUGUACCCAAAAGAAAUUUAUACAUGUAUCACCAAGCCACAUUGUAGAAUUUACAUACCAGUGCUAUCUAUUCAUGAUAGCCCCAAAAUGAAACCCACUCACAUGCAUGGACAGAAGAAUGAUUAAAUUGGUUGAUUGAUUAAAAAAAAAUUGAUGUUCACACAAUGGAAUUCUGUCACCAAUAGCAUGAAAAAAACCCAAACAGAUAAAUUAACAAACAUGGAAUUUUAUUUUUUUAAAAAGAUUUAUUUACUUGAGAGAGCGGUCACUCAUGCGAGUGGGGAGAGGGACAGAGAGAGAGGGAGGGAGACUCCUAAGCAUACUCCCCACUGAGCAUGGAGCCUGACAUGGGGCUCAAUUCCACAACCCAUGAGAUCAUGACCUAAGCUGAAAUCAUGAGUUGGACACAACCAACUGAGCCACUCAGGUGCCCCCAAACAAGGAAUUUUAAAAGCCAAAUACAAAAGAGUUCAUGCUGUAGGAUUCUGUUCAUUUGAAUUACAAAGAGGUGAAAUUGAUGUAUGCAGUUAGAUGUCACAAUAGUGGUUACUCUUGGGGAUAGUAACUGGGAGGGCAUGAGGAAACAUCCAUAAGGUUAUCAGUGUUUUCUUUUUUAAUCUAGGAUCUAUACACAAGUGUGUUCAGUUUGUGAAAUUUGAGUGAGCGGUGCACUCAUGAGCUAUGCAUAAAAAAUACUUUUUAAUACAUAUCAGCAACUAAAAGAAAUUAGUUGUAAGAAGGUAAAUAGGUUAGUAUUCAGUGACCUUAUAUUGUCAAGGUGGAGGUUGUUUUUACAAGUAUUGUGCAAAUUCUGGGUUGAAAUCUAAGAUACUAAAUCUACAGCACCUCAAAAAAGGUAAAAUGUGGAAUUAUUAACACAGAAGUCAACCUAGAAUAAACUAGAACAGGUACCAUGAAGCACACAUAAUAAGUUGGUAAAUGUUUUCCAAAUUUGCCCAUUGUUAAACAUGAAAGACUAAUCCUGUUAAAGUCAAAUGUUUGACUACAUUCAUUUAGAUAUUUUUAUCAAGAGAUAGAACUAGGACAUAAGAACUAAAGUACAUAAAUGAAAAAUACAUUUCAUAUAUGUUAAGGUAAUCAACUAGAAGGGCAAGAUAAGUAUUUUGAAUUUUACAUUCUUAUAUACAAUUUUCCAAUAUUAUUGUGGGUGGGUGAUCAUAAUCAGAUUGAUAUGAACACACAUGAAUGUGUAAACACACGCACACAUUUUAUAAUAUACAAAUAUGUGCACGUGUGUGUGUUUACCACCACUCUUGUAAUUUCACUGUUUCCUACGAUUUUGAGGGGGAUGAGUGAAUGAAUGACUGAAUAUUGGGUGAAACCCUCAGUUUACAUUUUCCUCCUAGACGAGGGACUUUGUAUUAUGUAGGCAAGGCAGAGCAUGGAUACACUGUGCUCAUGGCUUAUGAACAGACAGUUGGGAAACUGUGAUUACUGAAGUGGUGCUCCCGAAGAUCCAGUU
This is a messenger RNA of Mirounga angustirostris (Northern elephant seal), 10935 nucleotides long. Its product is annotated as serine/threonine-protein phosphatase 2A 65 kDa regulatory subunit A alpha isoform. Gene Ontology annotation, molecular function: protein phosphatase regulator activity; protein binding. The coding region runs from base 95 to 1867 and encodes 590 amino acids. The transcript has 15 exons. Gene Ontology annotation, biological process: protein dephosphorylation; chromosome segregation. Gene Ontology annotation, cellular component: cytoplasm; protein phosphatase type 2A complex. NCBI's taxonomy places the organism in Eukaryota, Metazoa, Chordata, Mammalia, Carnivora, Phocidae. The record is from RefSeq and is a predicted model, not a curated record.